Messenger RNA from Sesamum indicum (sesame), 1540 nucleotides. RefSeq names its product chloroplastic lipocalin (gene CHL). The record is from RefSeq and is a predicted model, not a curated record. Gene Ontology annotation, molecular function: small molecule binding. Lineage: Eukaryota; Viridiplantae; Streptophyta; Magnoliopsida; Lamiales; Pedaliaceae.
UAUUAAUUACUGCUUUUAUCUUAUAUGGAUGGAAAGAGAAAGAAAGAGAGUGAUUGAUGGUUGCGGUGAAGGUGGGACUGUUGUACGUAGAUUAGACAUAACAGUCGGUCCCAGACUCCCAAGAUUUUAAGAAAAGAUAAAACAAAAGAAAAGGAAAGAGCAAUAGGUAGUUAUCGUACGGAUAGAAAAAUUUAGUGUAGUUGGUAGCCGGUAAUAAAUUAGAAUCGGGCAGAAGGGGGAAGAGCUUAACCGUUUGUUUCAGUCCCAUCUCUUUUAACUGUCAUCAGUCCUCGCUCUAUACCUGUACGAGCAAAAGUUCACAAAAAAUUGAUCUUGCCAACUGUGUUAUUAGAAUAGAAGGAAUCCAAAGUCGUUCUUGAAUUCUGUAUCUGGGUUUCAAGAAUCAGUAACUCUAGCUUAAUUCCUUGUCCGAAAAUGGUGUAUAAGUGUAGCAAUCUUGUUGCGGCACAAGCACCACCUGUAAUAGUUCAAUCGCGUUAUCCUCGACUGCCCAAUAGGGGAAUUCCGGGCAAAGACAUGUCAAACUGCUGUCUUGAUCACCCUAUAUCCAUUAAAUUUGGUGUUAAACCAGCAAUAGCAGGUUUCGCAGCAUCAGUGAUAUUGCUAUCUCAGACAGACCUGGCUAUUGCAACAAAUAUUUCUCAUGGGAAUAUAUGCCAGCUUGCAAGUGCUACUGAUAAUAAGCUGACUCUUCCUUUGGACAAUGACGAGGGGAAUGGAAUGCUGAUGAUGAUGAGAGGCAUGACAGUGAAGAAUUUUGAUCCAGCCAGAUAUGCUGGUAGAUGGUUUGAAGUAGCUUCCCUUAAACGUGGGUUUGCUGGGCAGGGUCAAGAAGAUUGCCACUGCACUCAGGGCAUUUAUACGUUUGAUCUGGAUACACCUGCUAUCCAGGUUGAUACAUUUUGUGUUCACGGAGGACCUGCUGGUUAUAUUACAGGUAUAAGGGGAAAGGUUCAAUGCCUUUCUGAGGAAGAGAAGGAUAAAAAUGAAACUGACCUAGAAAGACAGGAGAUGAUCAAGGAGAAGUGUUACCUUCGGUUUCCCACUUUGCCAUUCAUUCCCAAGGAACCUUAUGAUGUGAUAGCAACUGAUUAUGACAAUUAUGCUUUGGUUUCUGGAGCUAAGGACAGAAGUUUCAUACAGAUAUACUCGAGGACGCCUAAUCCUGGACCAGAGUUCAUUUAUAAGUACAAAUCUAUCUUAGCAAAUUUUGGGUAUGAUCCUAGCAAAAUCAAAGAUACUCCACAAGACUGUGAGGUGAUGUCAAACAGUCAGCUAGCGGCAAUGAUGUCCAUGUCCGGGAUGCAACAAGCUCUAACAAACCAAUUUCCCGAUCUAGAACUGAAAGCCCCCGUUGCGUUCAAUCCAUUUACCAGUGUUUUUGAUACUCUGAAGAAGCUCCUUGAGCUUUAUCUCAAGCAGUGAUUGAACUUAAACCCCAAAAAGUGUCUUGUAACGUAGAGCUUCUUUAUCUGACUAACUUAUAUUGUUAAUGGCAAUCUUUCUCUUUGCUUGCAUA